ACAUAUCAACUUCUUUCUACACUGCACAUGUGGUUUAUGAAUGAAGCCUGAAUGAAAGAAGGAAUUAAGGGAAAAUAAGCGACAGGUUUGUGGAUAUAAACACUGACAAUGGCAGACAGCAAUGAGAUGACCAUCAACCUUGUUGUGCUUGGAAAGACUCAGACUGGCAAAAGUGCUGCUGGGAACAGCCUGCUGGGCAGUGCAGACUUUGAGAGCCAUCUCUGCCCCAGCUCCGUGACCACGCGCUGCAGCCUGGGACGCAGCGGCCGCAUUUCGGGGCUCCUCCGCAGAAAUGGCUGCGAGGCAGCUCUCCGUGUUCGAGUGCUGGACACUCCCAGCUACCCUCACAGUGCUCUGAGCAAACAGCAAGUGAGGGACACCGUGAGAGCAGCCCUGGCUCAGCACUUUGGGGAGGAAGGCCUGCACUUGGCCCUCUUGGUCCUGAGGGCUGACCUGCCUCUGUGUCCAGAUGAAAGCCAUGACACAGUUCAGCUCAUCCAGGAACUUCUGGGUCCCACGUGGAAGGAUUUCACUGCAGUACUACUUACUCAUGCAGACAAGGCAGAAGAGGCUGGAUACACUGAGGAAACAUAUUUGCACAGCGCCUCAAGUACCCUGUUGUCACUUUUGAGCUCAGUACAGCAUAAAUACAUCUUCCUCGACAACCACAACAGCACAAUUAAAGAGGAAAGAAAUAUUGUCUUAAGAAAGCUCUUGAAUUUUAUACAAAGAAAUAAUUAUCAAGUACUACUUAAACACAGCAAGGAAUAAAAUUAAGGUGCUCACUUGUCUAUUUCCUACAGUAGGUAACAUCUAAUAGAAAUAAAAGAGUAAAAGCCAUUAACUGUAAAACUCCAUAUCCAUACCAAACACCUUUGAACACACAAUUAGAAAUAUCUCUUUAGCUUAUCAAACUACCUGCCUUCCACAGAGAACCUUACACUACUGCAUUCAGAAUCCUAGAUUCAACCACAAAAUCAGAACAAGCUAGUGCUCCAAAAUCACGCUCCUAAUACGUGUGUAGUUACAAACGGGAUUUUGCACUACACCAGACUGUAUAUUCCAGUUCAUACAGAAUACAAAUCUGAAGAAUAAAAUAAAAUUUAAACAGAAAAAAAAGUAAAAAAAGAAGUAAAAAAUGCAUGAGUUCAGACACAGGGGGCCUGUUUGCUCAAUUCUUCAAGCCUUCAGAAGUUCCUCUGAACUUCGAUUUCUAAAAAGAGUUUUCUGGUACUAAAAGCUAGGAUUCAUCUGUUGUCAAAGUAUUCCCCACCACGAUUCAAGAUUAGUUAUAAAUGAGUUCUUGAACUACAAUGCUUUUAUUUAGUAAGACAUUAUAGGAUAUACAGUUUACAAGGCAGAUAAAUGGCUUCCAUGUGCUUAAUACUAUUCAGCACAUUUAAAAGAACUAAUUACUAUUACUUAUUGCCAGAUGCAUGAAAAGUAACAGUUUACAGGCACAAACAAAACUCAUUCAAAAAGAAAAUCUGUUCAUAUCCUCUUUAUGCAUGUCCCUUUUAAUUUUAUAUCACUGUCAUUUUGUUUUCUCUCCACUUACUGGAUGAAGUUCAAAGCCUGCAAAAUUUAGAAAGGCUCAAGUUUGUUUUUAAUUUCAAUAUUUAAAAUAGUAUUUACUGUUUCAAUGAUUAUACAGCAACAAUUUAGUUUAAUAUUAUAUGCAAAAAUAUCUGAAUUAUCUCUAUAUAGCUACUUAAAAGAGUUAUUGAAAAUGGAUCCAAAAUAUUUAUUUUCAUAUUACUGAAAGUAAGGAAUUAAAAAAAUGAAUUUGAGGCUAAUAGCCUAGCAACAUGACUAUUUGUACAACAUUACUAUGAAAUAACUCUAACUCCAAAAAUUGAAGAAGCUAUUUCUGUUAAAACCAAAGCACUAUUUGUACAAAACAUCAUUGCAUAAAAGCACAUUAAAACAGAACCAAAAAAAUCAAUUAAUUUUAUACCUGUUUGAGCACUGGAAACAGAAUUAUUUUUUGGUUUGCUUGCUUUUUGGGUUUUCUUGGGCGUUGGUUUUUUUGGGGUUUGUGGGAUUUCUUUCAUUUUUUAUUAGUUCCAGGAAUCUGCCAUUAAUUAUUUCUUAGUCCUACCUAUGGGUUUGGAAGGAUGGGUGGACCUGGGUGGACUAAAUAAAGAACUAUUCUAGCAAACUAGCAGCUUUGAUCUUAAUGAAAUUGCAACGAGUUCUGGGGACAUGCAAGUGUGUCCACUUGUACAUCCUACAUAGGGCAUAAUUUCAUCUUCCAGUUACAAUUGACUGCAGACUACACAGAGAACACAGGCAAGAACUAAGGUGCAGAGUCUCACAAUACAUCUGAAAACAGCUUGGAAGAAGAGGAGAAAAUUAUUACAGAGUGACUAGAAGAAUAAAGACAAUUGUGAUCUUCACUAACCAACUGCUAGUCCUGCAAUUAGCACACAAGGAACAUGGCAGAGUAUUUUCCUUAUUUCCUUUAGCUCUUGCUAAAUAGAAGCUCUACACCUUCAAGCUGUCCAGAAAAUUUACUUGCCUGCCUGUGGUCCCACCACAAACAAGCCUUGGCAAUUAAGUUAUGA
Molecule: messenger RNA, 2567 nt
Organism: Serinus canaria (Common canary)
Lineage: Eukaryota; Metazoa; Chordata; Aves; Passeriformes; Fringillidae
Gene: GIMD1
Product: GIMAP family P-loop NTPase domain containing 1
Exons: 3
Coding region: 109-771 (220 amino acids)
Molecular function (GO): GTP binding
Source: RefSeq, a predicted model, not a curated record